AUGGUUAUCAAUAAGAAGUCCAGGAAAGAAAGCACACUAAAAAAGAUUCUGAAGGCACCCCUUAGGAUUUUGGCCAGGGCCAGGGACUUCUACAUGAAGGGAAUGGCUGAAUACUCAGAUCAGGUCUGUGUGAUGAGUUGCCCAACAGGCAAUUUCAAUGCCAUGCCUCGAAGUUACAGUGUCAGCUCAACAAAACCAAACCACUUGGAUGAUGAUCGUAGGGGGCCUUUAAGGGCUGCCUCCACCAGGAGUAAUUUAGGAAGUAGAAACAGCAAGAUCAAUGUGGAUGUUCCUGCAAGACAACAAUAUAGUCAUAAGAAAUCUGCAACUCGACUAGGAGACAAUAUGCCUAGGAGUCAUACUGUUGCUAUUGGAAGGAUUGAUGAAGAAAAACCAUGUGAUUUUGAUGAAGAGGAUGUCAAGGUUAAGGCCAAUGUUUAUCCCAGAAGCAGAAGCUAUGCUGUCUCUAAAAGGUGA
Populus nigra (black poplar) is the source of this 477-nucleotide messenger RNA. RefSeq lists its product as uncharacterized. The transcript has a single exon. The record is from RefSeq and is a predicted model, not a curated record. NCBI's taxonomy places the organism in Eukaryota, Viridiplantae, Streptophyta, Magnoliopsida, Malpighiales, Salicaceae. Bases 1 to 477 code for a protein of 158 amino acids.